UUGCAGUAGUCUGCCAUCCAGAAGAAGAGAUUGAGAGGCAGGCGAGGGAAAAAUCAUGGAGGAUCUUUUAAGCUAGUUCUCAAACUAUCCAUGGUAAAUGAUUAAAAAAAAAUUCCAGCCACAGACUAACAUGUGAUCCAGCUGCACAUGACUCAUUGCAUGCAGCCUGUGCUCCGUGAUCAUCACCAUGCACGUUUGGCAACCUCACAGCCGGACUCUUCCCCUCUUGAAUGAAACUACCGAUCGUAUGCCUGAAUGUUAUCCCAAUGUCAAAUUGCUAUGAAAAUUUCCCAUUGUUGACUCUCAAUUUCUGUUUUUAUUGUUCUUAUCUUGAUGUAAACCAGGAACACACCGUUCACGGAUCUGUUGGCCACACUUUGAGUAGCACAUGCAAAGCACCUUGGAUUUUUCUUGAAGUGCAUUGGAAAGCACACAUGGGGAGGUGGGAAAGAGAAGACUCCAAGAUCACUUGUAGGGUUGUGGUGAUGCUGCUCUUUGUGGAGAUGGAGAAGACCAAAGGAGAACUCAUUUGGGAGGAGAGAGCAAAAGUUCUCAACUUGGGUGAGAAAUAUCUAAUCCUUCAAGUAGAGAGGGCCAGUAGGAAGUCAGAUAAUAUGAGUUUGGGGCUCACAACUGAGGUCAAAGUCAGAGUUGUAAUUUUGGAAAGUCAUGAUAGCCUGCAUUUAAGGCCUCAGACUAGCUGAGUUAUCUAGCAAGUGUGGAAAUGAAAGAAAAGAGAUCCUAGGACUUAGGCCUGGGGCAUUCUGACCUAAGAAUUAUUGACUCCAUCAGUUUUAACAUCCAAGAAAUUUUAUCUUAACAUUUAUGGAGCCCCAAGGCUUCACAAAAACCUGGAAUAACAUUCCCAAGUGUCACAAUGCUGGCAUGAAGUGGCAGUCAAUAAAUAUACAUGGAAUGAAUGAAUGAGCUCCAAAAUAAAGGUUUCAAAAACCCCUGAGAUUUUGCGAUUUUAGAACCCCAAGUUUCUUCCCACCCAUGAUGUGUUAGGUUGAAUGGUGACUUCCCCAAAAGAUAUGUCCAUGUCCCAGAACCUGUAAAUAUGACUUUAUUUGGAAAAAAGAGUCUUCUUUGCAGAUGUAAUUGAGUGAAGAAUCUUGAGAUGAGAUCAUCCUGGAUUAUCUGAGUGGGCUCUACAUCCAAUAAGUGUCCUUAUAAGAAGCAGACGUGGAGGAAAAACACAGACAGAUGGGGAGAAGGCCUUGGGGCUGUGGCAGACAUUGGAGCUGCAGUUUCAAGCCAAGGAUUGACAGCAGCUGCCAGAAGCUUGAAGAGGCAAUGAGAAUUCUAGCUUAGAGUCUCCAGGGAGAGUGCAACCGCCUGGCUGACACAUGCCAAUCCUUCCAACGCCUUCAUUUUAGACUUCUGGGCUUCAGAACAGUGAGAAAAUAGAUUUCUGUUGUUUUCAGUCAUCCCGUUUGUGGUCAUUUGUUACAGAAGCCUCAGGAAACUGUUACACAUGGUCUCUUUUAGCUGAUGCUGAUGCAAUAUUUCCUUUGGAGCUCUGCUGUAUUCUGAUUCAGUGAUUCUCAACUCUGGCUGCACAUUAGAGUUGCCUAGAUAUUUUCUGACAAAGGUUGGUUGGUAUCUGGAACAUCCUCAGAGAUUCUGAUUCAGUAGGGCUGUGGUACAGGCUGAUACUGGUGUAGAGCCAGACAUAAGAACUGCCAUUUAAUUAGUCACAACAACUUAACAUCAAGGGGUGGCACAGAGGUACAGGGGGUGGGAAUACCUGUGUAAUUGUUUUCACCUUAGGAAUUUGCUUUGAAACAUAACAAUAUGUGUCUUUACAUUCAAGUAUAUUCUUAGAAACUAGCUGAAGCCGUUUCGCAUCCUUGUGGCACUAAGUCCUGUUUCCACCGUGAAACAGGUACCAAGACAGUCCUGUUUCCACUGUGAAAAAAUAAACGGAUGUUCUGACAGGUGGCCACCGUUGCUGACCUGACCAUUCCCCAGAAGCACCAGGAGGCAUUGCUUUCUAGACUGAAGCUCGGUCGUGCUUCGCUUUAGUCUAAUCAAAAAGAUUUGCUUGCAAGCCUUCAUUCCAUAUGGUUCCAGUGCCUUCCAUACCAUCAGAUAAUGACAAUUGUGAGUUUCUGGUGGCAUGCUACUUCAUGUAAUUAAAAAUUGCUGCAUAGAUGUGCUGAAUAGGAGAAGAGUAAGUUAUUAUUUGGAGGGAAGAGGAUUCCCAGUUGUGGAACAAAGCAAUUCCUUGUACCCUGGUUCUAAAUAAAUGUUUCUUUAUUUUGGAAGUUGCAUGACCCCCUGUUGUGGUCUUUUUUGCACACAUGUCAGAAAGCAGCCAUGAGUGCAUUGUAGUUAGCAAUGUGAGCUUCUCUGUAAAGGGUCUUUGACGAAGAGCUCACGGCAUCUACUGACUCCCCAGGAUGUCUGAGGUCACAAGUUUGGCUGGAGCACGAGCCCAGAUAAAGAAGAUGGUUUUGCCCUCCUGAAACAAAGCCAGAAAUGAUCUCCUUUAUUGUGCACUUUGGGUCAUGUGCUAAUGAUGAGGGUUUCUCUAAUACUAAUCCCCCUAAUGAAGGCUUCUCCCAGCCCUUACACAAGCCCACAAGGCCCCGUGGCUUGGCAAGCCAGAGAGAAUAAAAGCAGCAUGGUGUUUGGCUUUUGAACUGAGUUCAAGGCAAUUAAAGUCAAGAGCUAAGGAGGGAGGGAGAGGGUUUAGAAAUACCAGAAUAAUAAGUAGUAUGACUGGGUGCUCUGUAAAUUAACUCAAUUAGACAAAGCCUGAUUUAACGGGGGAAGAUGGUGAGAAGCGCUACCCUCAUUAAAUUUGGUUGUUAGAGGCGCUUCUAAGGAAAUUAAAUCUGUUAGUUGUUUGAAUCACAUAAAAUUGUGUGUGCAUGUACACAUGUACACACAUAUAACCUCUGUGAUUCUCGUGGGUAUUUUUUUAAGAAGAGAGGAAUAGAAAGCAAAGAAAAAGAAGACAUACAGAAAAGAAAAAAGACUGAAAGAGUAGAAGAUAAGGAGAAAAGUGGGAUAGAUACACGGAAAGUAAGAGAGAGAAAGAGAGAGAGCUCUCCCAAUUAUAAAGCCAUGAGCCCCCUUUGGUGGGGGCUUCUGCUCAGUUGCUUGGACUGCAAAAUCCUGCCAGGAGCCCAGGCUCAGUUCCCCCGAGUCUGCAUGACGGUGGACAGCCUAGUGAACAAGGAGUGCUGCCCACGCCUGGGUGCAGAGUCGGCCAAUGUCUGUGGCUCUCAGCAAGGCCGGGGGCAGUGCACAGAGGUGCGAGCCGACACAAGGCCCUGGAGUGGUCCCUACACCCUACGAAACCAGGAUGACCGUGAGCAGUGGCCAAGAAAAUUCUUCCACCGGACCUGCAAGUGCACAGGAAACUUUGCCGGCUAUAAUUGUGGAGACUGCAAGUUUGGCUGGACCGGUCCCAACUGCGAGCGGAAGAAACCACCAGUGAUUCGGCAGAACAUCCAUUCCUUGAGUCCUCAGGAGAGAGAGCAGUUCUUGGGUGCCUUAGAUCUCGCGAAGAAGAGUGUACACCCCGACUACGUGAUCACCACACAACACUGGCUGGGCCUGCUUGGGCCCAAUGGAACCCAGCCGCAGUUUGCCAACUGCAGUGUUUAUGAUUUUUUUGUGUGGCUCCAUUAUUAUUCUGUUAGAGAUACAUUAUUAGGACCAGGACGCCCCUACAAGGCCAUAGAUUUCUCACAUCAAGGACCUGCGUUUGUUACCUGGCACCGGUACCAUUUGUUGUGUCUGGAAAGAGAUCUCCAGCGACUCAUUGGCAAUGAGUCUUUUGCUUUGCCCUACUGGAACUUUGCCACUGGGAGGAACGAGUGUGAUGUGUGUACAGACCAGCUGUUUGGGGCAGCAAGACCAGACGAUCCAACUCUGAUUAGUCGGAACUCAAGAUUCUCCAGCUGGGAAACUGUCUGUGAUAGCUUGGAUGACUACAACCACCGGGUCACCUUAUGCAAUGGAACCUAUGAAGGUUUGCUGAGAAGAAAUCAAAUGGGAAGACACAGCACGAAAUUGCCAACCUUAAAAGACAUACGAGAUUGCCUGUCUCUCCAGAAGUUUGACAAUCCUCCCUUCUUCCAGAACUCUACCUUCAGUUUCAGGAAUGCCUUGGAAGGGUUUGAUAAAGCAGAUGGGACUCUGGAUUCUCAAGUGAUGAGCCUUCAUAAUUUGGUUCAUUCCUUCCUGAACGGGACAAACGCUUUGCCACAUUCAGCCGCCAAUGAUCCCAUUUUUGUGGUUCUUCAUUCCUUUACUGACGCCAUCUUUGAUGAGUGGAUGAAAAGAUUUAAUCCUCCUGCAGAUGCCUGGCCUCAGGAGCUGGCCCCUAUUGGUCACAAUCGGAUGUACAACAUGGUUCCUUUCUUCCCUCCAGUGACUAAUGAAGAACUCUUUUUAACCGCAGACCAACUUGGCUACAGCUAUGCCAUCGAUCUGUCAGUUUCAGUUGAAGAAACUCCAGGUUGGCCCACAACCCUCUCGCUAGUCAUGGGAACGCUGGUGGCUUUAGUUGGUCUUUUUGUGCUGCUGGCUUUUCUUCAAUAUAGAAGACUUCGAAAAGGAUAUACACCCCUAAUGGAGACACAUUUAAGCAGCAAGAGAUACACGGAAGAAGCCUAGGGUGCUCGUGCCUUACCUAAGAGAAGAAGCUGGCCAAGCAAUAGUUCUGACCCUGACAAUAAAGGAACUAAUCCUCACUGUUCCUUCUUGAGUUGAAGAUCUUUGACAUAGGUUCUUCUAUAGUGAUGAUGAUCUCAUUCAGAAGAUGCUUAGCUGUAGUUUCCACUUUGCUUGCUUAACAAACCCAAACUAAAGUGCUUGAGGCUACCUCUACCUUCAAAUAAAGAUAGACCUGACAAUUUGUGAUAUCUAAUAAUAACCCCCCCCAUAUUGAUUAAGCCUCCUCCUUUUCUGAAAGCAUUUAAAAAAACAAAAUCCCAAAACAUUGAUCCAGGGGAGUCAUUUAAAUUUGCAGGUCAGUGCAAUGUGAGACCUGGGCAAGACCAUGCAUCGAUCUUUCUUAGCCCCAGUGUCUUUAUUGGUAAUGCCAUGGAGGUGGGAGGUGGUAGGUGCUAGAUGAAUCUCCAAGAUCCCUUUUAGCUAUAAACAUCUCUGCUUCUAGGCACCCUCCUGAUUAUCUUCCUUGGGCUUCUUUUUCUUCUUUUCUCUAUCUUUUUCCUCUCCAGCUUAGAAGAUGAGAAUAAGCCUUGUUUUCUUUACAGGAUGGAAAAUGACUAAAUGAAGGAUCAAUUCCGCUCUAUUGUGUAAAUUAGAUUUUACGGAUUUUACUUAAAAUCUGCAGUUUUAAACAGUAGACCUAUAUUACAGGAUUCAAUAGCUGGAUACACAUUGAUUCUAUAGUGAUAAAUAGAGAAGAUAAUAAAAUUAUAGAGUUUCCUGGUUAGUUGAUAUACUACUGUAAACCUAUUAACAAAUACAGAUUUACUCUUUCCAAGGAAGGCUGACUGAAGGCUGGUGAGGCUAUAAACCUGAACAUGAGACAAUUUGACUUGAGUCCCAUUACUCUGAGGUCUCUUUGGCUGAUCCUCAACCAAUUUCUUUACUAGGUAGCCUCAGAUGAAAAAUUAUUCCCACAUAAUGCACUGGGCUUAUUUUUAAGCAUUGAUGUUAGAUUCACUAAUGUUCCCGUAUACUCACAGUUACUUAUGAAUGCUGAUCAAUUAAGUCGUAUCAUUUGAAAGCAAACCAUCUGUACAAAACAUGGCAAUUCAGAAUUAAGUGGCUAUAUUCUGCUAUGCAAUCAUCAGAUCAUGAGAAAUAAGAAUUAGGUAAUCUUUACUACGAUGUUUUGACUUAUCAUGAUGGACCCCACUUCAGAGAAGUUAAUGGCUUUUGAGAUUUCCAGGCAACUUUCAUCUGCUCAUAUCUGGUUUCUGUGCAUCAGGAGUGAGACUGAAGUUCUAGGGCAUGGCUUGUCUGUCCAGGCCCCUCUCUACUGGAAUGAAUGUCUGUAAAGAAUGGGUGUUAAGAGGUCCCUGGAGCUGCCUUCAACAUAAGGGGUCCUAGAGGGUGCAAGACUCACCAAGAACCAGUUUACCCCACGCAAUAGGACUGCUAAAGCCAGAGAAAUGGACAAAACCCAGUUGGAACUGAAUUUGAAUCUCAUAAGGUUACAGGUGCAUCUGAGAGCAGGCUCAGUGGUGAAGAUCAAGAUAGCCCAGAGUCCUUCAUGGGGGUAAAGCCCUGCUUGGGCUUUUUAGCCUCAGCCACAUGCAUACCUCUCAGUUCCUGCCAUUAACAAUAUUCAUGGAAAAUACAGCACUGUGUCUUUCACAUGCUCCACUCUGGAAGGUUUAUGCUCUGAGCUCAGGAUAGUUGGGGAACACAUUUUUAAAUCUUGGUUUUAAGCAAAAAGAGAAAUUUAUUAAAAUGAAGAUAUAAUUGUGCAUGGUACAUAUAUUUCUGAAAAGUUAUGUAUAAAUCAAUUAUGUUAAAAGCACCAGGAGAAGUUACUUUUUAUAAGUGAACUAUUACGAAUAAUUUCAUUAAGCAAAUAACCACCUCUAGCUUAUCUGUCAGGUAUAUCAGAAUUCUCAUAUAUCAUAUUCUCAUAAGACUUGGUUAAAGCAGAUCUGUCUUAGGUAGGAAAAAAUAGUAAUCGAUUAUACUUAGCUACUUUUAUCUAUAGUGUGGGCAACUUUUUAUAACUGUUAUGUUUUAUAAUGUCUUCCUGAGAGAAUUUCCUAAUUUUAUAGUUCAUAUAAGAGAAAUACAAUUUUCUAGCAUUUUCUGACCUUACAAUAAAUCAAUUAUGAAUACAUUUUAACAAAUAUUAAGGUAGGCUAAACCAAUAGAAUAAAAAGUUGGUAUUUACUUACAUUGAAUAUCAUGCAAAUAAACUCAGAAAAUGUCACCAAAUACUGUGGGUUAUAUUUCUCAAUGAUAGGGGGAAGAAUUCAACCUUGAAGAAAAUGACCAGAUCACUUUACUGCUUAUAUCUUCAGUAUUAGAAAAACUGCAUGUAUGAUUUUAAUAGAAAUGCUUUUUAUAAAGCUAACAUUCAGAAAUGGGAUAAAAUGCAAUAACAUCUUUCCUUUGUGCAUUAAAUUCCCUUCUAAUUCUAAAAUUGACAUUUGUAUCUUGCUUAGGAUUUAACAUUGUUAAUUAUAAUACUUUUAAUGACUAGUUUUAAUCUCAUUAUUAAGUAGAAAACUUACUAAAAAGGAAACUAAAAAUAAAUGUUGUUUUGCAGAUUAU
Messenger RNA from Pongo pygmaeus (Bornean orangutan), 7233 nucleotides. RefSeq names its product dopachrome tautomerase (gene DCT). Bases 3076 to 4635 code for a protein of 519 amino acids. Gene Ontology annotation, molecular function: dopachrome isomerase activity; oxidoreductase activity. The record is from RefSeq and is a predicted model, not a curated record. Lineage: Eukaryota; Metazoa; Chordata; Mammalia; Primates; Hominidae. The transcript has 8 exons. Gene Ontology annotation, cellular component: melanosome. Gene Ontology annotation, biological process: melanin biosynthetic process from tyrosine; positive regulation of neuroblast proliferation; developmental pigmentation.